Messenger RNA from Patiria miniata (bat star), 2054 nucleotides. RefSeq names its product protein lin-37 homolog. Gene Ontology annotation, biological process: negative regulation of transcription by RNA polymerase II. The transcript has 8 exons. NCBI's taxonomy places the organism in Eukaryota, Metazoa, Echinodermata, Asteroidea, Valvatida, Asterinidae. The coding region runs from base 229 to 993 and encodes 254 amino acids. The record is from RefSeq and is a predicted model, not a curated record. Gene Ontology annotation, cellular component: transcription repressor complex; Myb complex.
UACAGGUACUAUACACGCUCCCGAUCAAUUCCAAAAUGGCGUCCUUUUUGAAGCGAACUACUGCGUAGUGCGUUACGUAAAUGGAUUAAGUUCAGUUAUCGAGUUCCCUCAUUUUGCAGUAUUUGUUCAUAUCGUUGAUUGCUCAUCCAGGUUAAGUACAUCUUCCCCAUUUUCAAGUCCAAACCUUAGAAGCACCGAGCAGCAGAAAGUGUUUGAUCGGACACCAGGAUGAGUGGGCGUGGCAAGCAUCACCAUGGGCAGCAGCAACAGGAGGAUAAGGACAAGAUAGAGAUGGUAGGCGCUCGCAGCAAGCUGGAAGGGGUGCUACAGAACCUGGUGGACAGAGCAGACGAAGAGAGUUCUCCAACAGAGAUAGAACUUAGUCCCAUCAUCAAAACUGAGCCUGAACCAGAAAGUGAACCUACUGAAACUGCCUCGCCAGCCAAACGUGUGGUCAGCCGGUCUCGGAAGAGAAGGAAGCGAGAGUUGCCACCCUGCCAGGUAGACAGCGAUCUCCUAGAUGGGGCAAGGCUGCAGCAUUCCUACGUGAUGAAGCUGUUUGACCGCAGCGUUGACCUGGCUCAAUUUAGGUCCACGUCCUCCCUGUACCCAGUCUGUCGGGAGUGGAUGCUGAACAGGCCAGCUGGCCAGAGAUCAUCCAGGGACCGCACCCCAUCCCCUGAACCGCUGGACGACUCGGACGAGAAUUCCAGCCAUUCCAAUAUUUACCACCUGCCGAGGCCAACCAAGCUGGCAUCAUAUGUCAGGGAGGAGACAGGUCAAGACCCUAGGAUACCACUGCCCAUGCCAAGUGAUGAGAACCUGCAAACAUAUAUAGACUCCAAUCAAGCACCUUCCAAAGAGGAGCUACUGAAGAAAAACAUGGACAGAUGGAAGAAGAUCAGAACAGCGUGGAAGUCCAGUGCCCAGUACAACCAGGCCCGUUACAACGAGAGUUACGCCAUUCUGAAGACUAUGUAUGAAAGACAAUAGCCCCUCAAGCGCCCAGACUGCAUCAUGGGACCAUUGAGCUCACGGAUGUGUGUUCAUAUGAGCUACUGGUAUCAAAUAGCAUCACUGUAAAUGUCCAUCAUGAUGUCACCAGCAGUGGGCGCAUGUGUGACCUCUGACAUAGGGCUGACCUGGGGUCAAGUGCUGGUUCCCAUAUGUACUUGUUAUGCACCUAGAUGCCUCGCAGGAAUAAAACAAUUGUUUGAGAAAUAUGUUUCUGAUUGACAUCACAGUUCACAACAGGAGUGGAUUAUUAGCACUUGUGCGCAUCCAAAAACUCUGUGCUUGUUUUUUUUUAUGAUGAACAUAGUAUAGACUGCCACAUUUGUUUACAGAUUUGCAUGUUGAAUUAGCUUUGAAUUAGGAGUGCACACGGGAGGUAUGCUAGGAAUGUCUAGGGUCCAGGUGCCAAAAUUCCCAAGACUGUGUUUGAUGCAUCUUGUUGAUAGUCCACUCUACUGCUGCGGAAACUUGACGGUGAUAAAUUACCCAGGAUUGGGACUUCGCCACACCCACGGCCCUAAACAUAGUGCUGGGAAGGGCUAAUAUCCUGCCCAAAAUUUUUUUUGAACCGAGAGGAUUUCUCGCGAUUCAAACUCAUGGCACUACCAACUGAGCUAUCAGACUGCUCGACAAAUCCUGGAAAUUGAUGGUAUAUAUACCUGCACACUAUCAUAAAAGUACCAUCAUAAAGGCACUCAACAACCAUGUAAUGCGGAUGUUAUUUGGAAAAAAUUAAUUCGCCCCAAGGGGAGGGGGACAACAUUGUAAUCCAAUCUUGGACCAAGCCAGUGUCUGAAUCUUGUGUGUUCUGGCCAGAAAUGUGACCUUUUUUGGCAGAAAAAAAAGGACAAAGUCGAGAUUCACUGACGGAGCAUGGCCCAGCUCAUCUCACGAGAGAAGCUUUUCAUGUACAUGUAUUUUGUGAUUUUUUUAAAUUUAACACACUUCUGCUUGUACUUUUCAUAUAAGUUUGUGUGUCUUUUUCUAUCAAGAAUUACUUAGAUGUGUGACAAUAAAAGACAGCCAGAGAACAUGUUGAA